GCUAAUUGCCAACCGUUGUUGAGCUAACUGUUGGGGUAGUGACCAGCCUCCAGUUUUCAUUCGAUACAAACAAGAAGCCGAUCCUCCAAAAUCAUCGACGAUUUCUCCAAUCUGCCUCUUAAUUUAUACUCGCGCCUCCUCGUUCUCUGUCCCUCACUUCCUCUCUCUACCUAUCUCCACCUUUUUUACACGAGGUUGGUUGUUGCUGCAAUGGCACAGACGGCUGCGACGGGGUUGAUUCACGGCGCAGUUGCGGCGAAUCCGGCCUCUGGAUCUCAUCGGAUCCGUGUGGACAAGCUGAGACCAAUUCAUGGCUUUGAAGGGAAGGUUUUGGGACGAACCGAGAAGAAGAGCCACAGCGGAGUCAGCGCCGUGCGCUCUGAACUGCAAGUGAUUCCGGCAGAAGAGAAAAAUCAAUAUUUACAAGGGAUUCCACAACCUGGCGGAACAUCAGCAUCUAUAUGGUCUAAGCCUACUGUCAGCCGGAAGACAAAGAUUGUUUGCACAAUUGGUCCCUCCACUAACACCAGGGAAAUGAUAUGGAAGCUUGCAGAGGCUGGAAUGAACGUUGCCCGUCUCAAUAUGUCCCAUGGAGACCAUGCAUCUCACCAGAAAGUCAUUGAUUUGGUCAAGGAAUAUAAUGCUCAAUCCAAAGACAAUGUCAUUGCCAUCAUGCUUGAUACCAAGGGUCCUGAGGUAAGGAGUGGAGAUUUACCCCAACCUAUUCCACUUACAACUGGUCAGGAAUUUACUUUUACAAUUCGAAGAGGAGUUGGCACAACAGAUUGUGUCAGUGUAAACUAUGAUGAUUUUGUUAAUGAUGUUGAAGCAGGGGACAUGCUUCUUGUUGAUGGUGGUAUGAUGUCAUUCUUGGUGAAAUCAAAGACUAAAGAUUCAGUGAAAUGUGAAGUUAUUGAUGGUGGAGAGCUUAUGUCUCGAAGGCAUCUCAAUGUUCGAGGAAAAAGCGCAACGCUUCCAUCAAUUACUGAAAAGGACUGGGAUGAUAUCAAAUUUGGAGUGGACAACAAAAUCGACUUCUAUGCUGUUUCCUUCGUCAAGGAUGCAGCUGUGGUCCAUGAACUGAAGAAUUAUCUUAAAGAUGCUGGCGCAGAUAUCCAUGUCAUUGUAAAAAUUGAAAGUGCAGAUUCCAUACCAAAUUUACAUUCAAUUAUUACAGCAUCUGAUGGGGCUAUGGUUGCCAGGGGGGAUCUUGGUGCCGAGUUGCCGAUUGAAGAGGUCCCUUUAUUGCAGGAAGAAAUUAUUGGAAUAUGUCGUAGUAUGGGCAAGGCAGUCAUAGUGGCAACAAAUAUGCUGGAAAGCAUGAUUGUCCAUCCCACUCCAACCCGAGCAGAGGUAUCAGAUAUUGCUAUAGCAGUUAAAGAAGGGGCCGAUGCGAUUAUGCUCUCUGGAGAAACUGCUCACGGGAAAUUCCCACUGAAGGCAGUUAAGGUCAUGCACACUGUGUCCUUGCGGAUGGAAGCGACGAUAACUGGGCCACAAACUCCAGCAAAUCUGGGCCAAGCCUUCAAGAAUCAUAUGAGCGAAAUGUUUGCAUUCCAUGCAACAAAGAUGUCUAAUAACCUUGGAACUUCAAUUGUUGUCUUCACUAGAAGUGGCUUCAUGGCCAUUCUACUGAGUCAUUAUCGACCGCGUGGCACAAUCUUCGCUUUCACAAAUGAGAAGAAGAUACAGCAGAGAUUAGCUCUAUACCAAGGCGUUUGCCCCAUACACAUGGAGUUCUCUACUGAUGCUGAGGAGACAUUUACCAAUGCUUUGGCUUUAUUACAGAAGCAAGGACUAGUGAAGGAAGGCGAGAAUAUCGCAGUUGUUCAAAGCGGUAAACAGCCCAUCUGGCGCUCCGAAUCCACACAUAAUAUUCAACUGAGGAAAGUAUAGCUGGCAAAGGGGAUCGGGAAAUCAUUGCCACUGUUCAUGGCUGCACAAUGAGAAACAAUGUUGAUUGUUUGUUGGAUGCUUCAAUCUUUUCAAUUGAACGAUGCAGCUUGCGUGUUGUAACCUUAAUAUUUUAUUUACCUUUGAGCGAAUCCAUUGGUUCGAUAAUAUUUUGCUCCCUUUUGAUCUUUAAUGUUACUUGGCUUUCUCUCUUGAGCUGGAAUGGUAUUCUAGUUGAAUGAAAGUAGGUUGAGAAUUAUACAAAGGUUUUUUAACUA
This is a messenger RNA of Salvia miltiorrhiza (redroot sage), 2171 nucleotides long. Its product is annotated as plastidial pyruvate kinase 2. NCBI's taxonomy places the organism in Eukaryota, Viridiplantae, Streptophyta, Magnoliopsida, Lamiales, Lamiaceae. Gene Ontology annotation, molecular function: pyruvate kinase activity; magnesium ion binding; potassium ion binding. The transcript is spliced from 12 exons. Gene Ontology annotation, cellular component: chloroplast stroma; cytoplasm. Gene Ontology annotation, biological process: glycolytic process. The record is from RefSeq and is a predicted model, not a curated record. The coding region runs from base 211 to 1896 and encodes 561 amino acids.